This is a messenger RNA of Zea mays, 1970 nucleotides long. Its product is annotated as golgin candidate 2. The record is from RefSeq and is a predicted model, not a curated record. The coding region runs from base 1575 to 1955 and encodes 126 amino acids. Lineage: Eukaryota; Viridiplantae; Streptophyta; Magnoliopsida; Poales; Poaceae. Gene Ontology annotation, cellular component: Golgi cisterna; Golgi membrane. The transcript has 8 exons. Gene Ontology annotation, biological process: Golgi organization; retrograde transport, vesicle recycling within Golgi.
ACAUGUCUCUUAUGAUUGUGCAGGAAUUAGAGAAAUCGAAGCCUGUCAUACUAACUGGUGACCUUAAUUGUGCGCAUCAGGAGAUUGAUAUACAUGACCCUGCUGGAAAUCGUAGAAGUGCAGGCUUCACAAACGAGGAAAGAGAAUCAUUUGGGACCAAUUUUUUGUCCAAAGGGUUUGUGCUGGCAGGUGCUCUAAAUGCUCAUAAUAAACUAGAAAAAGAACAUGAUGGCUGCCGAAGUUUGCGUGGGCAAUCAGGGGUUUCCUUCUCUCGAGUCCUAGCAGAAGUGUUGAAGAAUUGAUUGAGUAUUCAGCACGGUGGAAUUUUCAGAUUUGCAGAACUUCGAAGUGAAAUACUGACUGAAGUGCCUGAAAAUACAAGGUUCUGUUUUCUCCACACAAUUUUGAUUCGUCCAUCUGUACUCUUUUAUUCUUAGAAAAUAAGUUAUUACAUGAGUCAGAUAGAAACUUCCUUUUUCAUGGGAAUUUUUCUUGGUGCACGGACAAAACUGCUGCUAGCACUAGCACUGCUGCUUUGCACUCUGAGAUUGUCGAUUUUAUCAAGCCAGCUUUGGGGAAGCUUGAAGGUGAAUAUGUGACCAAUGACCUUUAUGACCUCAAUGCUUGUAUUUAGUACGUGACGAAUUUGUGAUUGCAACUGGAGUCAUUGCUUGCUGCUAUUUUUCUUUGGUUGUCACCAGAGCAGAGACCCAGUUUGGUGCAUAUACAUUAGCUGAAUAUUGGCACUGUAACACUGUCACUUAUUGGAGGAUUAUUUUUCGACGAUGUUUGCAAUGGAUGCAAGAAUCUUGCCCGUCAUUUCAUUUCAUCAUUUGUUCUUAGUUCUUACCAUUGGAGAAACACAAAUACAUAUAUAGUGCCAUAACUACUAUGUAAUUGACAAAAAAAAUUCUUUCAUCUGACACACACACCACAUAAGAUGACAGUUGUGGCUAUUCCUAGAUGUACAGUAAAUUGCAGCACAUAUGUCCUUUUCUCAAGAGGUCAUUGCUAUAUUUUAACACAUUGGUUUUUGUGGCGUAGGAUAAAAUCAUUGUUGGUUCAACAUCAUGAAUGACACUUGGCAUCGUUUGUUCUAAGUUUCAUGUUGUGCAUUGUUUUUAAGGUCCCAUAUCAUGCCGCAAGCAGUGUAAUAUUAAGCAUGUUGGUCACACCUUGUGUAAGUAAUUCUUGUUAAUGACGCUCUUAGUCUUUUAUUUUUCUUGUCCAUUGAGACAUGUGAACAGAUCUUUUUUCUAUUGGCUAUUCUUCAACAGAUAAGAAGCAUCAUAUCAAAGAAACUGGGGCCUUUUGAGCAGGUAAAAAACAUGGAUGAAUCACAAGCAACUUCCUAAUAUAUAUGAAUGCAAAUGAAGUUUUGCAUUAUUUAACUUUUAAUCAAGGGAAUGGUCCAAGGGUGCAUCACUGGAAUAAGCUCGAGACCACAAGUGUCAUAUAUCCUCUAAUCUUUACUCUCUCAGCUUCAUAGUAUGGUGUCUAUCAGAAGCUACGCCUUUCUACUUAAAAGGUUUCAGCCAUGGCUGUGCUGAAUUUGCAACGAGUUGCAGACUAGUAUGAUUGAAACAUUGGAAGCAGUGGAGAUAGAGAAACAGAAACAUCACAGCACUAGAAUGGAAGCCCUUGCACGUUUGGCUAGACUUGAGGUUACAAACGGUGAGCUUGCAAAGUCACUUGCCAGGGAACAAUGGAAUCUGGAAGUUCAAGUAGAUCAAGUGGCGCAGCUUCGAGAGGAAGUUGAAUUGAAGAAACUUGCUCAAGAUAAAUACAGAAGAAAGCUAACAAAGAUACAAAAGACAAGUGCCCCUCCGGUUGAUGAAAUAGAAUCUUUGAGAAGGUUCAAGCUGGAGGAAGAAAUUAUUGAUGCAGAAUACACUCUGACAUGUGACAGAAUUGUGAGCUUGAAGGACAAGGUAGGUUUUCCCGUGUAUGACUGACCUCAUGUAUUGAUU